Setaria italica (foxtail millet) is the source of this 3057-nucleotide messenger RNA. RefSeq names its product U-box domain-containing protein 35. The transcript has 12 exons. The record is from RefSeq and is a predicted model, not a curated record. Gene Ontology annotation, molecular function: ATP binding; ubiquitin-protein transferase activity; protein kinase activity. Gene Ontology annotation, biological process: protein ubiquitination; protein phosphorylation. Bases 143 to 2743 code for a protein of 866 amino acids. Lineage: Eukaryota; Viridiplantae; Streptophyta; Magnoliopsida; Poales; Poaceae.
CCUCCUGCUGCUCCUGCUUGGUGGCGGUGGCGGUGGCGAGGCGGCGAGCGGCGGCUCGAUUCGGGAUAAGCCACGCCAUCUCCGUCGCGGGAGUUUGAGACGACAGCGGAGAAGGGCUCUUGUACAAGGAAUACAGGUAGCCAUGGCCACCCAAGAAGAAGCUGAGGUCACUGAAUCAUCGCCAUCUAGUGAUCCACCUAUCACUAUUGGGUUGGCCGUGAGUAGCUCCAAGUCCAGCAAGUAUGCAGUGAAAUGGGCUCUGAAAAACUUUGGUGCCAGAGAGAGGACAAGGUUCAUGCUCAUUCAUGUCCGGCAAAUGGUCACACUUGUCCCAACCCGGUUGGGCAACUAUGUUCCAGUUGAUCAAGUGAGGGAUGACAUUGCCAGUGCAUACGAAAAGGAAGUUGAAUGUGAGGCCCAAAAUAUGCUCCUUAUGUACAAGAACAUGUGCAAUGGAAAGGUUGAAGCAGAAGUAUUGGUUGUCAAGGGUGAUGAUGUGGCGGAAACUAUUUCUGGUGUUGUCUCAGCAUGCCAAAUCCACAAGCUUGUUGUUGGUGUCUCUUCUCAGGGGAACUUUAUGAGGAAAUCCAAGGGCACUAGGACAUCCUCUCGAAUAUGCAAGAGUGUUCCAAGCUUUUGUAUGGUGUAUUCUGUUUCAAAAGGUGGCUUGUCCACGGUUUAUUCUCCUGGAUCAGAAGGUGACAACAGUUCUGAGAUAUUCCAGGUCAAUGAGAGUUCUAACAGCGAGCUUUAUUCAGAUGAUAAGUCAUCAGUAUCAGAUAUUACACCUUCCAGAAUUUCCCGACCCAACUUGCCUGGGGGAAAUCUGGACAAUUCCUCCUCUGCAGAUCAUAAUCGGCCACGCUCUUUACAAGAAUAUCUCACUGGAAGCGCUUUGACAUCUAUUGUUGAAAAAGAUCAAAGUGGCAGUCCUUGUGGUACUGAUCAGAUCACUGAAUCUAGUAACUUGCCGAUCUCAGACAAAAGUCCAACUGUGAGCAGAGCACUACAGGAAUUGAUGCGCUCAGAGGACAAGGCAAGCACUCCUUGUGCUGGUCAUAUUUCUGCACCUACUAAUUUGCCUGUCUUGGACAAAGAUCCAAGCGUAAAGAGUGCACUGCAGGAGUUGAUGCUUUCGGAGGACAAGGCAAACACUCCUUGUGCUACCAAUAAAAUAUCUGGAUCUAGUAACUUGCCCACCACUGACAAAGCUACAACCGUAAGCAAUGCUCUGCAGGAAUUGAUGCUUUCAGAGGACAAGGAUAAUGCCAAUUUUGAGCGUGAAAAGCUCAGGAUUAAACUAGGACAUAUGCAAGGAGUGUGCAAACUCGUUCAUGAUGAGUCUACCAGCGCUUCUCAGCAAAUGAUUGACUUAAUUCAAAAACGUGCUCAAGAGGAAGCUCGGCUGGUGGAGGUCCACUCCAGGAUCAACACUGCCAUUGAGGCAGCACGUAAAGAGAGGGAGCAGCGGUACGCUGUAGAGGCGCAAGCCAGGCAUGUGAAGGAACUUGCAAAGGAAGAGGCAUUGAAAAAACAGUAUUUUCAGCUUAGGGCGUCAAGGGAGGCUGAUAAUAUACAAAAGCUGGAGAAACUUCUUGAAUUUGGAGGCAAGUCACACAUAAUUUUUACAUGGGAAGAGAUGGAGUCUGCUACAUCAUCAUUUUCAGAGGCACUUGGAUCAGGAGCUAACGGCACAGUGUACAAGGGCAAAAUCCACCAAACAACCGUGGCCAUAAAAGUACUCAAAUCUGAUGACAGCCGCAUUACCAAACAUUUCGAACGGGAGAUUGAGGUUUUGGGUAAGACCCGUCAUCGCCAUUUGUUGCUACUGCUAGGUGCCUGUCUGGAUAGAGCCUGCUUGGUGUAUGAGUACAUGGAGAAUGGCAGCCUUGAGGAUCGGUUACAGUGCAAAGGAGGCACAUCCCCACUCCCAUGGUACCACCGUUUUCGUAUUGCUUGGGAAAUAGCAUUGGCACUUAUCUACCUACACAGCUCGAAACCAAAGCCAAUUAUCCACCGUGACCUCAAGCCUGCAAAUAUACUCCUUGACAGCAAUUUCACUAGCAAAAUUGGCGAUGCAGGCAUUGCAACUUUGCUUCCUUUAAGGGAUGCCUCAUCAACACACACAAUUCGCAAGGACACAGAUCUAGUUGGUACACUGUUUUACAUGGACCCAGAGUAUCAAAGGUCAGGUCAAGUUUCAGCAAAAUCUGAUGUAUACGCCUUGGGCAUGGUGUUCUUGCAGCUGCUGACUGCAAAAUCACCAAUGGGGCUAGCAGACACUGUUGAGAGAGCAGUGGCACAGCGUCGCCUUGUUGACAUCCUGGACCAGCGUGCAGGAAAAUGGCCUGUAAAAGCAGCAUAUGAACUAGCUCAGCUUGGGCUAAGUUGUUUGGAAAUGCGAAGCAAGGAUCGACCUGACCUGAAGUCUAAUGUUCUUGUAGUUUUAGAGCGGCUGAACAAUAUUGCCACAACUGCAUGUGACUCAGUGCAGCAAGUCCCAACUGCACCACCAAGCCAUUUUGUCUGCCCUAUACUCAAGAGGGUAAUGCAGGAUCCAUGCAUUGCAUCUGAUGGGUACUCAUAUGAGCGGGUUGCGAUUGAGAUGUGGCUACAUGAGAAUGAUGUGUCUCCGUUGACAAAGACACGGCUUCCUGACAAGAACUUGGUGCCCAAUCAUGCUCUGCUAUGCGCGAUUAAUAGUUGGAAGGGAGAAGCAGGAGCUGGUGGGCUCACUGACUGAACUUAACUACCCAUGGAUACUGCACUAGAAGGCUAGAAGCUAAUGCUGUACAGGUUUGUCUUGGUAACCUCCAUAUACUGUAGAUACCGUGGCGGCGUGGGCUCUCUGUAAGUAGCAGUUUUGCAGCAUCUCCUCGAUGAUACCUAGGAUAAAUUUUGAAGGUUACCUCUUCUUCAGACCAAAUUAUAGUUCUUAAUCUGCCGAGUAUCACAUGGAUCUUUACCGGAUUUUGUUAGGGGGAAUUCUAGUAACGCUAUAUUCCAAUUUCUCCAGGGUUGGUUCAUAUACCUCUGAAAAGUAGUGAAAAUUCCCCA